GUUUCCUGACGUCAUAAACAACGAUCAGUCAGCGAGUGAGCGAGGCGAGAAAUGUCGGCGUGAGCCAAGACGAGAGUUGCAGUAAGUUCGGUGCGCGCACACACCAGUUCGCUGAACGGAUCUCGCGGUCGACGUUAAAAGAACAAUCCUCGUCGACACCGUCGUCGAGACACCGCGUCGCAUCCUCGUCGCGCCAGACGCACGUUUACGCACAGUGCACCAAGCAGAGCGACGCUCCGAGCGCAUUCGCCAGAAUGUCGACGCUGAAUCCAGGAAAACCGGAUUACACAGUGGGCGGCAAGUACAGGCUGAUUCGGAAAAUCGGCAGUGGUUCCUUCGGGGAUAUCUAUCUAGGCAUCAACAUCACUAAUGGCGAGGAAGUCGCAGUAAAGUUGGAAAACCUGCGCGCCAGACAUCCGCAACUUUUAUACGAAAGCAAACUGUACAAGAUUCUGCAUGGCGGUGUAGGAAUCCCACAUAUCAGAUAUUAUGGCCAGGAACGAGAAUAUAACGUGCUGGUCAUGGAUCUGUUGGGUCCAUCCCUGGAGGACCUUUUUAACUUUUGCUCGCGUCGUUUCACCAUCAAGACGGUGCUGAUGCUUGCCGACCAGAUGAUCAGCCGCAUCGAGUAUGUUCACUGUAAGUCCUUCAUCCAUCGCGACAUUAAGCCAGACAACUUCCUCAUGGGCAUCGGCCGCCAUUGCAACAAGCUGUUUCUCAUCGAUUUUGGGUUGGCUAAGAAAUUCAGAGAUGCUCGCACUAGAAUGCACAUAGCCUACCGCGAAGACAAGAAUCUGACUGGCACCGCGCGCUACGCCUCCAUUAAUGCUCAUUUGGGCAUUGAGCAGUCGCGUCGCGACGAUAUGGAGAGUUUAGGCUACGUCCUGAUGUACUUUAACCGCGGUUGUCUACCCUGGCAAGGCUUGAAAGCAGCAACAAAGAAACAGAAGUAUGAGAAGAUUAGCGAGAAGAAAAUGUCCACUCCCGUUGAAGUUUUAUGCAAAGGUUUCCCAGCCGAGUUUGCGAUGUAUCUGAACUACACCAGAGGUUUGCGCUUCGAAGAGGCACCAGAUUAUAUGUAUCUGCGUCAGCUGUUCCGCAUCCUCUUCCGCACCCUCAACCACCAGUAUGACUACACGUUUGACUGGACCAUGCUGAAGCAGAAGGCCAACAAUCAGACACCGCUCGGUACGUCGGCGCAGCCCCAGUCGUCGGCGGCCGUCGGCCAGCAACCCGGUGUAGAGAACAACAAACAACAAUAAUUACUUGUAAAUCAUCUUCGACAAAAAAACAGCAACUAAAUUACCAAGACGAGAUGUUCCAAGAUUAUAAGGAAUUGUGGUUUUUUUUUUGGCAAAAAUUUAUCUCGACCCACGCCUCGAAAAUAUUUAUUGAGAUUGGCGUCGGGAUGGAGUUUCUCCAAAUAGCUUUUUUUUUUCGAUAAUGUAUUAUAUAUUAUACUAUUUGCGAAAUGUUCUAAAUGUGUGAGGGGGAGGCAAUGAGACAUUUGGAAAUUUUUGUAAAUUCUCAUCGGCAGUGUGUGUGUUGGACUUUGAAGAAGAAUCAAACCGACAGAUGCAUUGUUGUUCGUAUUAUAAAUGUAUUUAUAGUUUUUUUUUUCUCACCUCUGUCAAGUACCACACACACUCCCAAAAACGAACACUCACAUAAGAUAGAGCAUAGCCAUACACGAGUAACCCACCAAUUGCGAUGCGCAAACAAAGAACCAAAAAAGCAGGGGCAAAUAGGCGGAUCGGUAAUCGAGCUACACGCAAUUCACGUUUGCAGUGAUUCGAGACGUCGACAGAAAGCUCAACUCGGCGAAAGCGACCGUACACUCGAAGCCGCACGUUUCUUCCACGGACGUGGUCAGACCUGUUAAAGGCCAUUAGAAACGCCAACAACAGAAAUUGCAUUCUCAAAAUGUCCCACCAUGCAAAUCCAGAAGUUCGUCAAACAAUUUCCGACCUCCAAUCAACAAGAUGUGUAACCACCAACCUCAACUGUUCCUCAUUCCUUACUGCAAUUUGUCGAGAAACUGAACGUCGCCAAAAAAAUUGAAAAUUGUCUACAAGUGGAAUUAUAUAUAAAUUUUUGCGUGCAAUAUAAUUCUUGUUUGAGUGUAUGCGUUGUGGUUGUUUCGAUUACUGAUGCGUCCGCCAAUGAUGAUUAAAUCUUUAGAUGAUACAAAAAUACGAAAUACAAUUAGCCGUAACGAUGAUUAUAAUUAUGCCCUAUUGUAAAAUUAUAAACGUGAAUGUGUAACUACUACAACUAAUAUGACUGUAAAUCAUCCAUCAUGUCCACCAUCGUUCAUUCGACAUUCAUAUAACAUUCACAACUUCUUAUUUCUUCUGUUGUGUUUUUAUUUUCUUGAUUUAAUCAUUUACUACUUUGGUUGUUGCGAAAUGGUGUGUGUUAAUUUUCUACAAAGAUAUGUAUGAUAUGUGACACAACUUGACUUCAAGUCUGUUCAUCAUGUCUAAUUAACACUCAUUUUACGAUUUUGUUUCUUGUAAUUUCACGCGCGCGCACACACACCAAGUCUCACACAUUAUAAUUUCUAUUUAUUGCUUGUUUCGUCGGGUCUCUUUUGUUUUAAGUUGUGUUUGUUUUGUGUUUUGCACAUUUGAUUAUUAACAUGAUCGUUUCAUAUUUUUUAGGCGCUCGCUAACAUAAUGCCAUCGGAUCCACCCACCCCCACAACGGUUCACAUUUAAUUCGCUAAUCAAAAUACUCCACCAAAAAUAAUAUAAUCAGACAAAAAAAACAAACAAACGACAAAAGCAACUACAACAAAUAUAAUUAAUAGUGAAUACGUGUAAACAAUUUCCACCACUUCAUCAAAUUAAAACCAAUCAAAUCAUUUCGACUAGGGUUAAAAUUCAACACUUUAGAGUUCGAUCGAAUUAGCUGUUUUAUUAAAAUAUGUAUAGACACACACUUACUAUUAAAGCUAAUACGAGUAACGUGAAACAACAAUUAAUAAAUUAUAAACGUGAAGAAAUGAGAUUUAUAUAUAUAUUACAUAUUAAUGCUAAGGAAACUAAACGGAAUAAUUGAUGAAACAAAUAUUGUAUUAGCGGUACGGAUACGAAAUAUGCGCAUGUGCAACCGUGCUAAAAACUGAGCGUUUGCACACGUGUUGCAUAUUUUAAACGUUUAAGUCCAUUUUUAUAUAUAAAAUAGUCACAACAUGAAUACUAGACAUGUGUAACUGUUACACACUCUAGCGUACGAUGUGAGUUAGUCCAACAAUAAUAAUUGCGAGCGGAUGUGAAUUGCACCACUGUUGUCGAGCGUUGAAGCGAGCGUAAGGGUUUAAGUAAUCUAGUAUAACUUUAAUUUAACAAUUAUAAAAUUAUAAUUUAAAAUAGUUUGUUAUUGAAUUUAAUGCUUAGGUUUUAAUUACAUGUAAAACACAAUUAUUGUAAAUUACUGAUAGAGAUGACUUACGACGACAACAACAAAGCAAAAUUGGCGUCUCAAUAUAAUUUUUUCAUCUCUGAUCAAAAGAAACAAAUUUCAAAGUGUGUAAUUGUAAUUAAUGUAUGGCGUGAGUGCGUGUGGAUGAUGAUAGGGUGAAUCUUUCCGUCGCCGGACGUCGACAAGAUGGCUGCCGAGUGGGUUCCGUUUGCGAAGCGAAUUCGUGCGAUUGCAAGUCUGGCUGUACUAUUUAAUAUUAAUAAACACUAUUAAUAUGAUAACUAAUUAAAAAACUAUUGCAUUACGAUGAUGAUAAUGCGAAAUAUGCAUACAAUUUAACUUUAAUUCUUACACGAAAUGUACAUCCACAAUGAUGAUGGAUUUGAUUGUUUCUGGCUGCAUGUGUAGCAAAACAUAAGACGAUGAAAAACAAAAGAAAAUGUGCAAAAAAAAAUUAAAACGCAAAGAAAAACAGUAAACGACAAACGAAAAAUCGACAAAAAGAAACAAAUUAUCAAUUAUAUAAAUAUAUUUAAAUUUAAGUGAAGAGAUGAGAGUGUUGUCCCGUUUUUUCUUCAUUUCUUCAUGAAGAUGAUUUAGUUUACGUUUGUCUAUUUUUUACGUGUAAGGGUCGAAUGCUACGGCCAUGUUUUUUUCGAUUUCAACGGACACGAUACCUACCUGAUUAUGUCGUUAGUUGAUUUCACAAUGAUGCUGAGUCGAUUUAUUCUCACAAUUUGAAUUGAUUAACGAUUACAUGUAUUAUAACUA
This is a messenger RNA of Dalotia coriaria, 4197 nucleotides long. Its product is annotated as casein kinase I. Gene Ontology annotation, cellular component: nucleus; cytoplasm. Lineage: Eukaryota; Metazoa; Arthropoda; Insecta; Coleoptera; Staphylinidae. Gene Ontology annotation, molecular function: protein serine/threonine kinase activity; ATP binding. The coding region runs from base 255 to 1262 and encodes 335 amino acids. Gene Ontology annotation, biological process: signal transduction; negative regulation of canonical Wnt signaling pathway; peptidyl-serine phosphorylation. The record is from RefSeq and is a predicted model, not a curated record. The transcript has 6 exons.